Molecule: messenger RNA, 2421 nt
Organism: Symbiodinium sp. CCMP2592
Lineage: Eukaryota; Dinophyceae; Suessiales; Symbiodiniaceae
Source: the annotation of a GenBank genome assembly
AUGAAAUUCACCCGAGCGGAUUGGGAACAGCAUGUUGCGAACAAUCACGUGCCGUACCGCCGUGAUUGUGCAGUUUGCGUGCACGGUGCCGGAAACGGCCGCCGCCACCACGGUAUAGUUCACCCGGAUGUGUAUUGCAUGUCAGCCGACAUUGCGGGGCCCAUUCGUGUGAAGGGCAAAGACCCAGAAAGCCGCAACCACCGACCAGCCACGUUCAAGUACUUCCUCGCUGUGUUCCCACGGCUCAAAGGAGUGAAGGAGAAGUCAGACCCCAGCCAAACCGAGGGGUUUGAUGAUGCAGCACUCCUCCCGGGAGGGACGGAUGACCUUGCAGAUGAGGCCUUUCCCGCAGCAGAAGGCCCCCCGCGCGAGGAUUACGAGGACUCCCUCUACGAGCCAAGUUUAGCGGAAGAAGAGGAGGAGGCGGAAGGUGAAGGAGUUGAAGGGCCUAGGGAGUUUGCAGCCAAAGUUGCCGAGGAGCAUCCCUGGGAGUCAGCCAGGUGUGAACUCGAAACACCGCCUGACAUGGCGAGGCUGGUGUUUGCAUUUGUAGGAGACUCGCUUGAGGAGGAGCGCACGCCACCUCCACGCAGGGUUCGCGGCAAGCGGUCUGCUGGUGUGAGACUUGACGAUGUCUUUGCACUUGACCCGCCGCCUCCCUUGCCGCCGCCAGCAGAAGCUCCACACCCGGAAGGGCCUGUGUCACCGGUUGAGGAGGAGUCUGCCCGUGUAGCGCGCUUGAGUCUGCAAGACCUUGAAGGUUUAGCUACGGAGCUUAUCGAGGACGACUGGGACCUUCAUGAAGCGUUGUGGGUGUUAGCCGACGGAUCCACAAAUGUAGUCCUCCCUUUGAAGCUCCCGCCUAACGGAGGGGAUUUGUGGAUAGAACUCAAGCCUGGUGACCUAGUCAGUGGCCCUGUAGAGGAGCGGGUAGACGGCAAAGGCAGGCGCUGGUUAGGGACAACUCACAAGUUAGAGCGCGGUAAGCCCUUCUUCCUAGACCCUACUCGCCGCCACGCCACCACUCCCUGGAAGAGUGAGAGAGCAGUCCUUGUCGGCUACACUGUCAACACGUUAGGCAAAGAGCUUGAGCACGAGUUUCAAAGCCUUGAAGCUUUAGGUUUUCCACUCCCAGCGUCGGUACGUUUACCGCUGAUUGAGCAGCAAGACGUGAGACGUCUAGACGCGUUUGACUGCUUCGAAGAAGAGCCCCUUCAGGAGACAACGGCACGUCACCCUGACGGGAAGACUUCUGAGUUAGCGCCCGGACUUUGCUUAAAGGAGGAGUCUGAGCACGCCCUGCUGGCUUGCCAACCAGACACCGAGACACAGGUUGAGGAGGAGGAGAGCUUAAGCGAAGACUCCUUGCCGGAGCAACCAGUGCUGUGGGAGUUGUGGGUUCCAGACCCGCAGACAGGUCAGCAGCUGUGUGUUCUCAGGUCUGACGACUCGGACGCGAGUGAAGCUUGCACCCUUUGCAAGUCUGAGCCGGUUUACACUACCAACGUGGAGCUUUUGCUUGACGGGUUGCAAGAACCACUGCAGGUAGUCCACACUGUAGACCCUCGGGAUGCAGAGCAAUGCGUCGAGAAGUGGAUGCCGUCCAUUCACAAAGAGAUCGGUGUCAUUGAGAAGGCUGUGCGGCGACUGCCCCCUGCAGAGGUCCGUUCGGGAGGUUGGCUUAGGCGUAAGGAAGUGAAGGUAGUUCCGUCUAAGUUUGUGUUUACAGUCAAGCCACCAGACCCUUCUGAGGGUGACGCUGCCCUCGCUACCCGGAAGGGUCAAGCUUACCACAAACGCAAGGCUCGCUUGGCCUACAGUGAAACUCAAGCUGUGGGCACUGGGACCGUGGCGCAGCAAGACCUGCAGAUGAGUACCUUCGCUGUCCUGCUCGCCUUCUUUCAGGUCGCAGGGGCUGCCAGCCAGACAACGGACGAGGAAGAAGACUUGUCUCUCCCCGUGUCGCUUGAUGCAGAUUUGAUGUUGGCAGCAUCCAUCAUCUGCAUUGGUAUCUGCUUCAUUGCAGUGUGGGAGUUCUUCAAGUGGUGCCUUCAAGGCAUCAUCUCCCGCCGAGAGGCAGGGACACCCGUGUUGUCUCUGAGCCCCCGCAAGGCGCGCAAGUUACAGCGCCUUCGAGAUCAAACUGCGCAGGCCAUCCAGGCCGAGAUCUCUGCACGUGAGGAGGCAGCAAGCUCGCAGUCUGUUGCUGCAGCGCCCAGACGCCGCCCCUCACAAACAACUCGCACGCGUGAGCAGGCAGGUGGAGCACCAACGCGUUACUUUGCAACACCCGAAGGGACCAAGCUCCACCGCACUAAGUCCUGUUCCACGCUCGCCCACUCGCACGGGUUUGUUGAGUUCCAAGUGUGCCAGCAGUGCCACGGGAGCGCUGCAGACCACACCCAGCACAGCACAGGGUAG